Messenger RNA from Daucus carota subsp. sativus, 2242 nucleotides. RefSeq names its product RING-H2 finger protein ATL43. The record is from RefSeq and is a predicted model, not a curated record. The transcript has a single exon. Bases 757 to 1986 code for a protein of 409 amino acids. NCBI's taxonomy places the organism in Eukaryota, Viridiplantae, Streptophyta, Magnoliopsida, Apiales, Apiaceae.
CACACCUCUCACAUGGAAACAGUUCUUGAACAAGCUACAAAACAUACAUCAGUAACAUUACAUUUCACUACAAAACACACUAAAUAGCUCAAGUGGAUGCCUCUUUUUAGCCCACUUUGUUAAAAAAUAGUUCCCUUUUUUGAUUCAUCCUGUUGCUACUUUCUACACUCCACUCCUGAAAUCCCAUAACAAACCAACUCAACUCAACUCCACUGCUGUCUUAUCACCACCUUCUCCUUCAUUUGUUUAUAGGCCUUGAGAUAGGUAUCUCUAGACUAAAGCUAAGAUUGUGUCUCUUGUAGCCUGGCUUUUUGAUUGGAAUUCUACCAGAGUUGAAGCUUCUUUGUCCUCCAUAAAGUGAAGGGGAAAAGAGACUAUCUUUUCUUGAGAAGACAACUACAUGCCAUUCUUCUUUUUCAUUUUCUUAUAAAAAAUGUCAUGUCUAUUUCCACUAUUCUUGGUUUUCCCAACCUCCACCAAAACCUGGCCCAAACCAAGUCAGUUGGAUGGGUUUUGUCCUUUGCCUACUUUUGUAUCUAUCUUUCUUGUGAAAACCCAUCUCUCAGAAUCUUAAUACCUCUAUCCCCCACAUACCAACCAAGCCAUCCUUCUCAUUCAUUCUUUUUAUGCAUUUUUCCCAGCUUCCCUUACUUAUUAUACUAUCAUCAUUUAAGAUUCACUGCACUUUUGGGUUCUUCUUCCUUUGCCAACAAGGGCCAGGGUUAGUGGCUUUCAAGAACCUCAUUGAUUUUCCUAAUGAUCAGGCUUUUGUGCAUUUUACUUUGCCUCACUCUAACCCUUGUUCUCUCUCAAGCAAAAAAUGAUUCCAUUGCUUCUUCAUCCAACUCCAGCCCUCCUGUGUUAUCUCCACCAUUACCCCAGAAUGAGAAUUCGAAUUUGAAUUCGAGCCAGAAUCAAAACAAACCGCCAUUGAAACCAAGCAUACACAUAAUUGUGGGUGCAAUUAUCUCCGCUUUCUCCAUCACAUUCCUCAUAUUUCUCUAUAUCAAACACUGCAAAACCGCAAAUGAUGCCUACCCCAGCAAUUCAAGAACCAGCACAGACCCUUACACUCAUCGUAAAAACUCCGGAAUCGACCCUAACAUCAUAGACCUCCUCCCAGUCUUCCGCUUCAGCUCACUCAAAGGCCAAAAAGACGGACUAGAAUGCGCGGUCUGCUUAACAAACUACGAGCCCUCAGAAGUCCUACGAUUACUCCCAAAAUGCAAGCACGCAUUCCACGUUGAAUGUCUCGACACAUGGCUAGACGCUCACUCCACUUGCCCACUCUGUCGCCACCGAGUCGAGCCCGAAGACGUGCUCUUAAUCGAGCACAACAAACCCACAAUCCUCCCUCAAAACCAGCCCCAACUCAACCCCCUCCAAGAUCAAGAACUCAUUGCGGCAUUUCAUCGAACAUCUGGCCGCCACUCCUCAGCCGGCGAAAAGGGCACCACCAAACCCCUCCAAAUCACCGUCCAAAAACAAAUAACCUCCCGUCUCUCCCUCGACAGUUCAAUAACAUCGGGUAAACAAGUAGUAUCAAGCUCCGUCUCAAUCGGCUGCUUCGAAAAGCCCCGAAAAGACGAGCUCUUGCUCGAAACAAGCCACCAACUAGACCAUCGUCUCCACCACCGCAUCAUAGUCUCCUCCGCCGACGUCAGCCACCAGCGAUGGAGCGACGUCAGGCCGUCGGACUUGCUCUACAUAAAGUCGGAGAUGUUGAUGAGCGAGAGCCGGAGAGUGUCGGCGGCGUCGGAGAGAAGCGAGGGGGGGAGUGGCAAAAUGGUAAAUAAAGAGAGAAGUGUGUCGGAAAUAAUAAGUAGGAAGAGGUUGAUGAGUAAUGAGGUACAACAGCAAAGACAGAGACAGCAAGAGGGCUUCGUUUCGAGGUGGUUGGCUUGGGUUUCUGAUACUACGAAUCAUCAUCAUAGUAAUAAUACCAUUUUACCCCCACCUGUUUUACGCUCUGCUCUUGAUCCCUAGUUUUUACCGCGGUAGAAUUUUUUAGCGGUAGGUACGUGUAUGUUCGGCUCAUCUGUAUACAUGAUUAUACACAGAUUUAUUUUAGUCCAACGAGGUGAUUAGUUUACGGGAUAUAAUUGGGAUUAACAAAUUUCUCUUUAGAAUUUAAAUUUAUUUUUUGCUGGAGUUAGAAAUUGUGAAUUUUAAUGUAGAGAGGGAGUUCAAGUGUUGUUGAUACUAUGAUUUCCAGUUCCUUAAUGUAGUUGUUUUUUUAACA